AUCAACAUGUUGAACAAAAGUCUUACAUUAAUUGUUGUGAUUAUGCAGUUUAUAGCCAGCGUGCUUCUUAGUUUCCUAGUUCUUGGGUGUAUCGAUACUUCCAAGAGGUAUUCAGAUAACUUUCUACUCCAAUACCAAUUCAAUAAUACUUCGCCGUUAUUCCAGCACCUUAAUACCACAGGCAAUUCAACAAUCUCAAAAACUGAUGCAUUUAGGGACAUUAAAGUUAGCGUUAGCUACUACGGGGUCUGUCUCAAACUAACCAAGGGCCAAUUUAACUGUACCAACUACAACAGUUUGCGUCUGUUUCCAGAUUACUCAAUUGCAGUAGUGAACAAGACCAAACUUGACUUGGUCCAAUUAGCCCAUAGGUUCCUGAGUGUCUGUCAUCCCAAGGUUCUUCUUGCUACUAUUCUCCUUUCACUAGUUGCGCUUCUUCUUCUUUGCUAUGUGGUGAUUCCAUCUUUACCAGGGAAGUUCCAGUUGAAGAAAGGGUUGGUGGGAUUAACUGGGUUCACAGCUAUGUUUUGGGGCAUAGGUGCAAUGUUACAACAUCAAGCAGUUAGUGCAAGUACUGUUAUAAUAAGAGAAGGUAGUAUGGGGUUAAUAAAAACCGAGAUAGGCAAACGGGCAGAGUCAAUUACAUGGGUUUCAUUUGGGUUGGAUAUCUUGGUCUUUGGCGGAGUUAUGGUUGACUUUGUGACUGAGUAUAAGUCGAGGAGAGUCUCUGGACCACCAGCGAUGUUUGCUCCGGGAAAGGUGUAG
This is a messenger RNA of Spathaspora passalidarum NRRL Y-27907, 765 nucleotides long. It is a transcript of the gene FIG1, whose product is annotated as Fig1p. The transcript has a single exon. Gene Ontology annotation, cellular component: mating projection tip; membrane. NCBI's taxonomy places the organism in Eukaryota, Fungi, Ascomycota, Pichiomycetes, Serinales, Debaryomycetaceae. The annotation marks the transcript as partial. The record is from RefSeq and is a predicted model, not a curated record. Gene Ontology annotation, biological process: conjugation with cellular fusion.